Molecule: messenger RNA, 981 nt
Organism: Perognathus longimembris pacificus (Pacific pocket mouse)
Lineage: Eukaryota; Metazoa; Chordata; Mammalia; Rodentia; Heteromyidae
Product: olfactory receptor 5D18-like
Exons: 1
Coding region: 1-981 (326 amino acids)
Biological process (GO): sensory perception of smell; G protein-coupled receptor signaling pathway
Cellular component (GO): membrane
Molecular function (GO): olfactory receptor activity; odorant binding; G protein-coupled receptor activity
Source: RefSeq, a predicted model, not a curated record
AUGAAAUUUCUCCUUUUCCUUCACAGGAACCAAAUGCAAGUUGAAAGAAACCAGAGCGCUGGAUUCAUCUUUGUCUUUUUGGGAUUCUCAGAAUUUCCCACCCUCCAGGUGCCUCUCUUCCUGGUGUUCCUGACCAUCUACACUGCUUGUGUGUUGGAAAACCUAGGUCUGAUUUUGAUCAUCAAGAUGAAUCCCAAACUCCACACACCCAUGUACUUUUUUCUCAGCCAUCUGUCCUUCAUUGACUUUUGCUAUUCCACUGUCAUUGCACCAAAGUUGUUAGACUUCAUGAUAACCGAAGACAGGUCCAUGUCUUUUAAAGGAUGCAUAGUACAGUUUUUCUUUGGCUGUACCUGCGUCAUUACCCAAACAUUUAUGUUGGCGGUGAUGGCUUAUGACAGGUUUGUGGCUGUCUGUAACCCUCUGCUCUACACAGUUACCAUGUCUCGUAAGCUCUGUGCAAUCCUGGUAGCUGGAAGUUAUGCGUGGGCUGGAAUAUGUUCCUCCACACUCACCUAUUUCCUAUUGGUGCUGUCUUACUGUGGGUCUGGUGUUGUCAAUCACUUUUGCUGUGAGUACUCUGCCAUCCUUUCUGCAGCCUGCUCUGAUUCCUCCCUCAGCCAGCUGGCAUGCUUGCUUAUCUGUACCUUCAAUGAGGCCUGCAGCCUUCUGAUCAUCAUUAUUUCCUACACGGUCAUAUUUGUAACUGUCAUCAAGAUCCCUACUAAGGGGGCCUUCAAGAAAGCUUUAUCUACUUGCGCCUCCCAUCUCACAGCCAUCUGCUUCUGUCACGGCAUCAUCCUCUUGCUCUAUUGUGUGCUUAAGUCCAGAAGCUCAUUGCUUUUGGUCAAAGUGGCCACUGUGUUUUACAGCAUGGUGGUUCCCAUGCUCAACCCCAUCAUCUACAGUCUCAGAAAUAAGGAGGUGAAAGAAAGCAUCAGCAAGUUAACCCGCCUCAGAAUCCUUUCUCACUCAUUAUAG